AUGGCAACCAAGAAUCCUUCUACUUGUGACGUAUGCGGGUCUUUGUUUACAAACCUGAGAUCGAUGCGAACACAUCAAAGAGAGAAACACGCCGAUAUAUACACAUCAUGGACAAUAAGUUGUCCUCUAUGUGGAGCUGAAGUCUCUAAACACCGUGAGUUAGCAGUGCACGCGCGCUUCACACAUGCGCAAGAUGACGACGAUUAUGUUGUUGAAAAGAUAAGUUUCGGCACUAUGCGUGAGUUUAAGGAAUGGAAGGCUUUGACAGAAGAAACCAAUGUCAUUAGCCGUGUAAUCCCUGCUACUUAUCGCUCGUCCAGCAAUGCAAAAAUCACCUAUAUGCGAUGCCACCGGGCUUUGAAAACUCCACAUGUAACCCCGCACAAAAUUAAGAAAGCUGUGCCCUAUUGUACCGCAGACAUGAAGAUAGUGGAGGAUGUUGAAGUAAUAAAUGUAGAACACUGCUUCACCCACAUCGGCCACGAUCCGAACCCCGCAAUGCUAAAAUUGGAGGAAACGGCAGUGCAAUACAUAAUCUCACUUUUAAAAGAGGGCCUAACUGUGCGGCAAGUCUAUAGAAAACUCAGGGAAAAAGUCCGGGAUGCAGCAAAGAAUCGACUUUAUUUUACGACAAUGCGCGACAUAAGGAACAUUGCUGCUAAAUGCUGUAUCCAGCCAGGAAAGCUUCACAACCUCGACCGUAUCCAUACAAUUGCCCCUGCGCACAAUGCCAAUGGCGACGGUUUUACGCUUGUGAUUAUCACGCCAACACAGAGAGACUGGUUAAAAAGAUAUGGUCAGAGAGCCCUUUGCGUCGAUGAUACCUUUAACCUCACGUCAUACGCAUUGAGGCUCGCUACCGUAGUAGUAGCUGACGAGUACGAUCGGGGAUUACCAGCAGCGUAUCUUCUUUCUUAUAGAAUGACGGAGUCAGAGACGGCAGUGUUGUUUUAACAAGUGAAAAAGCAUCUACCUUCAUUUCAUACGGAUUACUUCAUGUCUGACGACACAAAUACGUUUUGGAAUGGGUUUGCACGAGUGUUUCCUACUGAAUGGACCCAGAGAUUACUGUGUAUUUGGCACGUAAAACAGGCUAUAAAAAGAAUCGCGCAAGCUAAGCUGAAC
Molecule: messenger RNA, 1125 nt
Organism: Cylicocyclus nassatus
Lineage: Eukaryota; Metazoa; Nematoda; Chromadorea; Rhabditida; Strongylidae
Source: the annotation of a GenBank genome assembly